UAACACAGCAUCGAACUUGCCUCGAAAGAGUGCGGAACUCCGCCGUAUCUCUUCCCUCUCUUUGCUUCUUUAUCUUGCUUUUUGUUUUUUUGUUUCUCACGGUUCGUUUCUGAUAUUUUCUUGCUUCUCGCGUUCUUAGAUUCCUCGCCGAAUCCUUCGGUUUCUGGUUGAAUUGUGAUUUUGAACUCAAGCAAUAAUUAAAUUAAAGCGCUUGCUUCCGUUUGGUUCGUCGCAGGAGCGCCCGAGGUGAUCAUCAAUUCUUGCUAUUCAUCGCAACAACUUGAUCGGAGAUAAAGCUAUUGGUGAUUGAUUUGAUGAUUUCUGGGGGUUGAUUGAUGACUUGAUUACCGUAAAUUUUAAGUUUCUAGCUGUUCAAGAUUUGAGGAAAAAUUGAGUGGCGCAGAGUUUUUCUGAUCAAGAAUUGAAAUCUGUCGAUUUGGGAAUUGAGUGAGGUCGCGGUGCAUUCAAGUGGGUUUUAAAUGAGGAUUGUUUUGAUUCAAUGAUUUAUCCUGUGAAUGAAUAUAUUGAUUCUGUUGCGUUGACUCAAGUCAACCCCCGCUUAGCCUUUGCGAUUUUAAAGAAGAUGAUGAGAAUGCAUUUUCUGUAGUCGGAUCAGUAAUGAAAUUGCAUUAGUUUUUGCUGAGAUUCUCUUGGAACCAGAGUUGAUUGAAUAUUUUUACUAGUUUGUGCGGAACUAGAUAAAAAAAAAAAAUUUUGUUCGAUAUGUGUUAUGAAUAUAUUUUUGGAUGGAAGUUUAUGAUUAGCAUUAUUUUUCCUUCUACAGCGAAGAUGGCAAUUGCUCUAGCAAAGCAAGAGCAACAAAGUAGCUACAUGGCUAGAUCCCUAAUUGUUUCUGGGCUUGCACCAAGUAGAAAAAAUCAAAAAAUCCUAUUGAACGAAAAUAAAAGGCAUGUUCCAGAGGAAGAAAAAGGGCAUGACAAUGUGAAAUCAUUACAAGGAAGAAAGAAAAGAAAUUCAAGUCAAAAUGGUGAUUGCUUGAAUGGGAAUAGAGUUUCAAAGAGGCGGCGGGGUGGCACGGUCAAGCAAAGUAGUCUUGAAGAUGAAUUUCUUAUGGAUUCUUUAGAAAAAGAUGGAGAAUUAAUGCUUUUGAUGAAGAUGAAAGCAUGGAGCAGCAGUAGAUGUUUGGGUAGUGUGAAGAAGAAAAGAAGCUCAAGAGAUGCAAGAAGGAAAAAUUGUGGAUUUGGAAAACUUAUGCCAAAUGCCUCGUCUACCUCAUCAUCGUCAUCAUCAUCUUCUCCUUGUUCAUCAGUUUUAUGUGUAAAGAAUGAUGGGUACCGCAGUGAGAGAAAUGCCACAAAGGAUAAAAAGGAUAGCCAAAAUUCUUGCCUUCUGCAGGGAAACACAGCAGCUCGCGUAAAGUGUCAUCAGUGUAUGAGAAGUGAUAGACGAAUUGUUGUUCCUUGCACCAACUGUAGACAAAAAUUUUAUUGUAUCCGGUGUAUUAAGCAGUGGUACCCUGACAUGUUAGAAGAAGAGAUUGCAAAGCAAUGCCCAUUUUGCCGUGGAAAUUGCAACUGCAAUGAGUGCUUGCAUUCGAGCAGCAUAGUCAAGACUUCAAAGAAGGAUGUCACUGACAGUGAGAAGUUACAUCAUCUUCAAUAUCUGAUCAACUCACUUCUUCCCUUCCUCAAACAAAUUCGUGAAGAACAAAGUCAUGAGAUAGAGAUGGAGGCUAUUAUUCGAGGGAUGCCAUCUUCUGCAAUUGAAAUACCAACAUCUUUUUGUUCUACUGAUGAGCGUGUCUAUUGCAACCAUUGUGCAACUUCCAUUGUUGACCUUCAUCGAAGCUGCCCAAAUUGUACUUAUGAGCUUUGUCUCAGUUGUUGCCAAGAGAUUCGUGGUGGAAACCUUUUAGGAGGUGCUGAUGAAGCAGUGUAUUGUUAUGUAGACAGAGGCUGUGAUUACAUUCACGGUGGUGAUCCUCUACCAGAGUGUAACUUUUUGGAAAUUUAUAAGGAUCCUACUAAGCCAUUGAUCAAAUGGAAUGCCAAUGAUAAUGGAAGUAUAACUUGUGCCCCAAUCGAGAUGGGUGGAUGUGGUAGCUGUGCAUUAGAGCUCAAGAGUAUCUUUCAAAAAGGCUGGAUUGCAAAUUUAGAAGUUAAAGCAGAAGAAAUAUUGAGGAGCUGUGGAACUGAACAAACAAAUUUUGGGAAAAUUUGUUCAAAAAGUAAUGCUGAGAUGUUGAGGAGAACAGCAUCUAGGGUAGGUUCUGAUGACAACUACUUGUAUUGUCCAGCUGCAAAGGACAUUCUGCAGGAGGGUGAACUAUUGAACUUCCACAGGCACUGGGUCAAUGGCGAACCGGUUAUAGUUCGAAAUGUUCUUGAACAGACAACUGGUUUGAGCUGGGAGCCAAUGGUUAUGUGGCGUGCACUAUGUGAAAAUAAGGAUUCAGAUAUCAGUUCAAAGAUGUCAGAAGUUAAAGCCAUUGAUUGCCUAGCUGGUUGUGAGGUGGAGAUCAGUACUCAUCAGUUUUUUAAAGGUUAUAUAGAAGGAAGAAGGUAUCAAAAUUUCUGGCCUGAGAUGCUCAAGCUAAAGGACUGGCCGCCUUCUGAUAGGUUUGAGGACCUCUUACAACGACAUUGUGAUGAGUUUAUCAGUGCAUUGCCAUUUCAAGAAUAUACAGAUCCUAGGGCUGGUAUUCUUAAUGUCGCUGUGAAGCUGCCUUUGGGUAUCCUUAAACCAGAUUUGGGUCCAAAAACAUAUAUUGCAUAUGGUAUAGCAGAAGAGCUUGGAAGAGGGGACUCUGUUACUAAGCUUCAUUGUGAUAUGUCAGAUGCGGUGAAUAUUUUGACACACACUGCUGAAGUAGGGUUACGCGAAGAGCAGCAGGAUGCAAUCAAAAGUUUGAAAAAGAAACACAAAGCUCAAGAUGAAAAAGAACGUCUGGAUUUUGUGAGGGCUGGUGGUCAUCUUACUGGGCAACUUGGAUGUGCCAGCAGUAUGGACAAAGAGAUGAUGAAUGCAUCAAACACCUCACAUCUGGGGGAGCAGGGUUCGGGAACGACUGAAAUACCUGAGGUUUCUAUCUAUGAGGAUGAAGAUGGAGCAAAUUUUCCUGGUUUUCCUGCAGAAGGAAAAACCGAGAGGAAAGGCAGUGCUCUAUGGGACAUUUUUCGGAGAGAAGAUGUUCCUCAAUUACAGGCUUAUCUUAGAAAACACUCCAGAGAAUUUCGGCAUACAUAUUGUUCUCCAGUUGAACAGGUUGUUCAUCCAAUUCAUGACCAAUCUUUUUACUUGACCAUGGAGCACAAAAGGAAGCUCAAGGAGGAAUUUGGAAUUGAACCAUGGACAUUUGAGCAGAGACUCGGAGAGGCAGUAUUCAUUCCUGCAGGAUGCCCACACCAAGUCAGAAACUUGAAGUCAUGUACAAAAGUUGCCGUAGAUUUUGUCUCCCCAGAAAAUGUCCACGAGUGCAUGCGCUUGACUGAGGAGUUCCGGCGACUUCCGAAGAACCACAGGGCCAGAGAAGACAAACUUGAGAUAAAGAAGAUGAUUAUCUAUGCAGUUAACCAAGCUGUCAUUGACUUAGAAGAGCUGGUAUCAGCCCAUAAUUGAGCAUUUUACCUGCUACUGGAGAUUAUAAGUGUAUAUAACAAAGAAGGUUAAUAUAAGCUGGGGGCAAUUUUGUAAAUCUGUGUAGCUUCCAUUGGAGUUCUUCUGCAAGUUUUCUUAACUAAUGAAGGUUCUAAUAUUGGUCA
Messenger RNA from Malania oleifera, 3722 nucleotides. RefSeq names its product lysine-specific demethylase JMJ26. Gene Ontology annotation, molecular function: histone H3K9 demethylase activity; transcription coregulator activity; chromatin DNA binding. The coding region runs from base 724 to 3579 and encodes 951 amino acids. The record is from RefSeq and is a predicted model, not a curated record. Gene Ontology annotation, cellular component: histone deacetylase complex; chromatin. Lineage: Eukaryota; Viridiplantae; Streptophyta; Magnoliopsida; Santalales; Ximeniaceae. Gene Ontology annotation, biological process: regulation of transcription by RNA polymerase II. The transcript is spliced from 13 exons.